Molecule: messenger RNA, 3390 nt
Organism: Humulus lupulus (European hop)
Lineage: Eukaryota; Viridiplantae; Streptophyta; Magnoliopsida; Rosales; Cannabaceae
Product: probable leucine-rich repeat receptor-like serine/threonine-protein kinase At3g14840
Exons: 24
Coding region: 237-3239 (1000 amino acids)
Biological process (GO): protein phosphorylation
Molecular function (GO): ATP binding; protein kinase activity; protein binding
Source: RefSeq, a predicted model, not a curated record
AUACUUCUCCAGAACGUUGUCAAUCGCAAGUGGUGUGGGACUAGUUACAAUUAAGGCCACUAGCAACCAAGUGUGUGACUAUUGACUUGGAAAUGGAAACAUUGAGAGAGUAACAAACGAAUGAAUAAAGAGCUUUCCUAGAAGCAACUUUUCGUCGAGGAUUUAUAGACAUAAAUUAAUGUAUUUACAAUCACACUUUCUUGUGUGGCGAUAUCAUAUAUGCUCAGCUCAACAAUAUGGCUUCAUCACAAUCACAAUGUGUUAGUGUUCUGUCACUGUUUAUUCUGUUCUUCUUCUUCUUCUUCUUGUCACCAUUAAUCCAAUGGAAAGCCCAAGCUGGCGUUACUCUUCCAACGGCUGAAGUGGAAGCCAUUAAAGAAAUAGCUGCACAAAUGAACAAGACAGACUGGAACUUCGAUGACCCUUGUAGUAACCAAUCGACUAUUGAUAAACCACGCACAGAAAAUUACAUCAAUGAAAUCGUAUGCAAUUGCUUCAUCCCUGCUCAUAAUGAAUGCCAUAUCCAAAGCUUUAAUUUUUCAGAACAGGAUCUUGAUGGUAAUCUUCCACCAUCACUAUGGAAGCUACCUUACCUUAAGGAAAUUAAAUUGGAACGGAACAUCCUCAAAGGUCCGAUACCAAGAGAGUGGACUUUGACAAAGUUAGAAUCUGUGCACAUUAGUGCAAACAAUUUAUCAGGGCCAAUCCCUGCCUAUAUAGGAAACAUCACCACUCUCACCUAUUUGUCCUUGGAGAGCAACUUGUUUUCUGGAACUGUUCCCUCUGAGCUUGGGAAAUUGGUGAACUUGACUCUUUUGAAUCUUAAUGCAAACAAUCUCACUGGAGAGUUCCCUCUGGCUCUUACUAACCUCACAAAGUUAACCACGCUUAGGAUCAGUAGUAACAACUUUACAGGAAGUAUGCCUGAGUUUAGCGGUUGGAAACAACUUCAGCGCUUAGAAAUGGAAGCAAGUGGUUUCAAAGGGCCAAUUCCUUCUAGUAUUUCCAGCUUGGAUAAGUUGAUACAAUUAAGGAUUACUGACUUAAAUGGAGAGAGCUCAAAUAUUCCGGACUUAAGAAACAUGACAAACAUAAGAAAUGUGAUGAUGAGGAGCUGUAAUUUAAGAGGAAAUAUCCCUGAAUACUUUCGUAAUUUUGAAACUCUAAACGUCUUAGAUCUUAGCUUCAAUAAACUUACAGGGGGAGUUCAAAAUUUGGAACAUUUAAUUCGAUUGAGAACACUAUAUUUAACAAGUAACUUACUCAGUGGGCCUAUUCCAAAGUGGAUCAUAUCCAGAGGAGCUACCUUCCAAAUAGAUUUAUCUUACAAUUACUUUUCAGAGAUAUCUGAACUAUCAACUUGUAAAGGUUCUUCUUUAAAUCAGUUUCGAAGCACAUCUGGACAUGAAAACAACUCAAUGCUCAGCCAGUGCUUGUCUCCAUGCUCAAAAGAGCAUUAUUCGUUGCACAUAAAUUGUGGUGGAAAACAAACCACCAUUGGAAACAUCAAAUAUGAAGGGGAUCAAGGAUUGGUACAUCCUUCAAAAAUGUUUCAAAGCUCAACCAAUUGGGGAUUUAGCAACACUGGAGAUUCAUGGGAUUCUAAUAGUAAAGCCGAGGACUACAUGGCAAACAAUGCAUCAGUAUUACGAAUGAACAAUUCCGAGCUCUACACAACUGCGCGCAUCUCACCUCUUUCGCUAACUUGCUACGCUCGUUGCUUAGGAAAUGGAAAUUACACUGUGAAACUUCAUUUUGCAGAGAUAGUAUUCAGAGACAACAUAUCUUUUUACAGUCUUGGAAGGCGAAUAUUUGAUGUUUAUGUUCAGGGAAAACUAGAGUUGAAAGAUUUCAACAUUGAAAAGGAAGCUAAAGGAGUCGAUAAGGAAAUUAUCAAAGUAUUUAAGGCAGUUGUUGUGAGUCAUAAGACACUCGAGAUCCGCCUCCAAUGGACAGGGAAAGGGACAAGGAAUAUUCCAAAGCGUGGAUCAUAUGGCUCUUUAAUAUCAGCUAUCUCAAUAAAUUCUGAUUUCGAACCUCCGAGAACUAACAAAACAAAAAAGUUCAUCAUUAUCGGACUUGUUUCAUUUUUUUGCCUUCUUUGCAUAGCCUAUUUAUGCAUUCUUUGGUGGAAAGCCUAUUUUGGAAGCAAGGAAUCAAAGGAUGAAGUUCUCAGAGGAUUAGAUAUACGAACUGGUUUCUUUACCUUUAGGCAAAUCAAAGCUGCCACUAACAACUUUGAUGCUACAAACAAAAUAGGAGAAGGUGGAUUUGGAUCGGUUUAUAAGGGUGUACUAUUAGAUGGCACAAUUAUCACAGUUAAGCAACUUUCCUCUAAAUCGAAUCAAGGGAAUCGUGAAUUCAUAAACGAAAUAGGCAUGAUUUCUGCUUUACAACACUCGAAUCUUGUCAAAUUGCAUGGAUGUUGUAUUGAAGGAAAGCAACUGUUGUUGGUUUAUGAAUACAUGGAAAACAAUAGCCUAGCACAUUCUUUAUUUGGUUCUGAAGAAGUUGAAGUGAAAUUAGACUGGAAUACAAGGCAAAGAAUAUGUAUAGGCAUUGCAAGAGGUUUGGCUUUCCUACAUGAGGAAUCAGCUCUGAAAAUUGUACAUAGAGACAUCAAAGCCACAAAUAUACUACUAGAUAGGGACCUUACCCCAAAAAUAUCAGACUUUGGUCUGGCCAAACUAAAUGAAGAGGACAACACCCACAUUAGCACCAGAGUUGCUGGAACUAUAGGAUACAUGGCCCCUGAAUAUGCAUUAUGGGGUUACUUAACUGAUAAAGCAGAUGUCUACAGUUUUGGAGUAUUGACAAUGGAAAUUGUGGCUGGAAAAAAUAACAUGAAAUACCGCCCUAAUGAAAACUUUGUGUGCCUUCUAGAUUGGGCCCUAUUCUUGCAACAAAAGGGGGAUGUAAUGGAGCUGGUGGAUCCAAAGUUGGGAUCCAAAUUCACAAAAGAAGAGGCAAAACGAAUGAUUAAGGUAGCUCUAUUGUGCACAAAUCCAUCACCUUCGCUUCGCCCCACCAUGUCUACUGUAGUGAGCAUGCUUGAAGGUCGAACUACCAUCCCUGAACUGGUUAUGGAUUCAAGUUCUCAUGAUGAUCCGUUCAGGUUGACCGGGUUGCGAGACAAGCUUGAUCAGAUUUCACAACAAACCUCCAAUAGUGAAUCUCAUAGUUUUCUUGCUCAGUCAUCCAACUCAUCAUCAAUGUGGAUUGAUUCUGGAUCUGCAUGAUCUCUUUAUCUUCAGUGAGAGUUAACAUCAUAUCUCUUCUUUUAUAUUGUUUUCCAUAUAGAAAUGUCUUUAUAUUUAGGUAAGUUAAAGUGUGAACUAGAAUUAUUUGCAAACAAUUAAAGAAAACUAUCUUUUAUGAUUUUAUUAUUCA